Messenger RNA from Cottoperca gobio, 2098 nucleotides. It is a transcript of the gene proser3, whose product is annotated as proline and serine rich 3. The transcript is spliced from 13 exons. NCBI's taxonomy places the organism in Eukaryota, Metazoa, Chordata, Actinopteri, Perciformes, Bovichtidae. The record is from RefSeq and is a predicted model, not a curated record. Bases 2 to 1990 code for a protein of 662 amino acids.
CAUGAUUGGCUGUAAUGAAAUCCAGACUUUGAGUCCUGUACAUUCAAACCAGCGAUCCAGUCCUCAAUUACACACUCUGAGCCCAAAGAGUCAACGGCUGUUUGAGCAACGUGACCAACUUUUUGCGGCCACGGAUGGACAACCUGUUUUUACAGAGUCCUGGCCCUCCACCAACUGUGGAAUUUUUCCUGCGAGCAGUACUUCAUCUGACAUGGAAACACCUAAACAGUCUGAGAGAGCAGCAAAAUCCAGAGUUUCCUCAGAGUUAGCGAUUCAGCAAGAUUCAGUGCUGGCAAAGUACAUGGAUCGCUUUCGCCAUGGUCAGCCACAGAGUCGAGAGGAGCGCCAGCAGAUGCCUUCUGCCAUUGGAGAACAGCAGCUUCCUUUUUGGUGGAUGUCACCCUCAUCUUUACCUCGCAGUUCAACACCAACUAAAACAAGAGAAACGGGUGUUAUAGAGCCUGUGAAAGAUGACCAUGGACUUUCCAUUUUCAGACAUGACAGAUCCUUCUCCCCAGGCAGAGGAUCCUUAACUAUUUUGUCAGACACAUCCCAGGGUGAAUUGGAUGACACAGAGAUACUAUACCUUCAAGAAAAGGCCAGCAGACUUCUGCUGAGAGGUGAAUGUACUCUGAGUGAUGGAUCUAUCCCUGUCAGCUCAGAGGGCCUGGAAUGCUCAGAUUUCUCUUCUCCGAUCAGCGUAGAAGAGCCAGUGCGAAGACCUUUGAUUCCCAGUUUAAUAAGAUCUACUGCAAAGGCCUACUCGGACUCCGUUCAAGCUGUGUCCUCCCAAAAAUCCUCUAUCAUUCCUUCCCUGGUGCCCCCCACACGCCGGGAAGAGGACAUCUUGUUCCAGUGGCGUUUAAGGAGAAAGAUUGAGCAGGCCAGAGAGUGGCCCCAGCCCCUGCAACCCUCCAGUUUGCUUGGUCCGACAUUUAGCUGGCAGGCCCCCAGUUUAAGUCAUCCCUCAGCCAGUGGACAGGCUUUCAAGCCACACCAGAGUAUUCAGCCUCAUGAAUUCUCACAACACGCUACACACCUGCACAUCACAGCUCCCCGGCCAGAAACCAAAGAGGCUGAUGCAUCAUGUCACCCGGCUUCAGGUCCACCUCACUUCCCUUCCCUCUCUGGCUCUUCAAUGUCUCAACCCAGGACUCUUUCCCAUGUUCCUGCACACAUGCAUUUACUCUGUGAUGUCCUGCCCUGCCCAAUCCAGUCAUCGCAUGCAAGCAUGCAACAAAACAUUUCAGAAAGUAUAGAUGUCUGUAAAAAAACCCAAGUCCCUGGAAACUCAAUAAACACCAUCACUGAUGAGCCUUUUCGUGCACAUGUGCCAUCCCCACCACCUGCUUCAUCUGGAGCUACAGAAAGAGCGGGGCUUAGUCAACACGAAAGAUCUGAGAGGAACAAGAAGGAGAAAGCCCACACAAGAGGGUCGGAGAAGAACGAGAACAAGACAGCGCCGUCCUUCAGAAAGCAGAAGAAAUCAACAAGAUAUACUGUGCAUAGGGAACAUACUGAUGGUCCUGGCUCUACAGACGGGAGUUCUUCACUUCAAAGAGUUCCCAAAAAGGUCAUGCCGCAGGUAGAGCAGCCUCAGCAGGAGCGAAGCCAGGGGUUUUCCAGUGAGAGGUGUACUGGCGAUCAUGCACCACCCCCUUCUCCGAUCCACAGUGCCUUAGGACAGGUAGUUUCAGAGGUAUUGUUCCCUAUGGUGGAUUCAUCUCCUGCACAAAGGAUCCCUGUGUCGUCGGUUUCUUCUCCGUGCACUGCCACUGCACCUCCACAAUCCACAGUUCCUUCCUGCAAUGCACAGACUUCUAUGGAGGUCAUUGCACAGCUGCUGCAAGAAGCUGAAGAUUCAGAUGAAAAAGAGUUUGAAGAUGACCCUUUAUUACAAGUCCUUCGCAAGCAGAGACAAUGGGUAAAGGAGCAGAUCAGUGACGUGGACUCGAUGUAUGAAUUCCUGGACGAGCAACAAGUUAUUUGAACAUUGACAAGAGGCGCUUGGUCGUUCUCACUUUUUUAUUUUAUAAAGAAAUAAAGUUUAGUUAUUCAUUUUUGAAGAAAUAUUUCCACAUUAAAGAGUUUGGAGAUA